Messenger RNA from Monodelphis domestica (gray short-tailed opossum), 8824 nucleotides. The record is from RefSeq and is a predicted model, not a curated record. Lineage: Eukaryota; Metazoa; Chordata; Mammalia; Didelphimorphia; Didelphidae.
AGGACUCCCGAGUGGGCACCUCAGGGCAGGGGCGAGUGAGGCCAGAGGAGGCUAUUCCUGAAUGAUUCUUCUUGUGUUUAGAAACUGUUGCCAAUUAAAGUGAUUGUUUCUGUGGCACACUCUGCCCUGGCUUUAAUAGCCCUCUGGCUGGCUCCCAGCCUUCUGAACCUGAUUGUCCUUUGAUCCGACGUAAGUUAUUUUAGGGAAAAGCAAUUCUGGAAAGCUCCGAACUACCAGGUAUUGUGGCUUAAUUCUUUAAGCUCACAAUGGAAUGAUACUCAUUUGUAUGUAUGAAGAAGGAAAGAGGUGGUGGGGUUAGGGGGUUUGCAAGAUAUAGAGGUCUAGGCCAGACUUGUUCAGGCAAGCCUUUACCAAGCCGCUUGGCUUGCCAAGAAACCUGCCUGCCCUAGUUUAGAUGGAGCUGAAAGAUCCUCGUCAUUUGUGUUCUAAUCAGUGACUGAACAGCUAGGUACUAUGGUGAUAGGUGUCUCAGAAUAGAUGAGAUGUGAGAAUUCACAACUCUUAGGAAUUUGUGCUACUGAAUCUUCUUCUUAAUCUUUUAAGAUUGUAUGAUAGAAACGGUCUCAUUCUCAAAGCGAUACACUUGAGGGAUGGAGAGGUCUUGGAAAUACAGUUGAGAGAUGGAGGGGACUUGGAGGCUAGUUAAUAAGAGGAGUAUUGGAUUAAAAUAAUGUUCGAGAGAAUGUGUGUACAUCAUGGUUUCAAAAUAUCUUCCUUUGCUUGUAAGUCCUUCAGGCGACUUGUCCUCCAGGAACUAAUCAAUGGAUUUUUAUCGUCUGAAUUUGCAUUAGGAGCAUGAAUAUGGUGCCAAAAGACCUCCUUCCACUUCUCUGACUAUGGUCCAAGCUGAUUCAGUGAUUCAUUUGGAUAUAUUUCUGUUUUAAAAAGAGAAGUACACAUUGUUGCUAUUCACCUGGCAAAAGACUUCAUUGUAAGAUCAUGGACCAUACUAAUAGGGAAAAAGAUGAAAGGCAGCGAACAAGUAAACCCAUGGCACAAAGGAGUGGACAUCCUUCUCGACCAUCUAGUUCCAGUUCAACAUCUGGGGUUCUUAUGGUGGGACCCAACUUCAGGGUUGGCAAGAAGAUAGGGUGUGGAAACUUUGGAGAGCUCAGAUUAGGUAAAAAUCUCUACACCAAUGAAUAUGUAGCAAUCAAACUGGAACCAAUAAAAUCACGUGCCCCACAGCUUCAUUUAGAGUACAGGUUUUAUAAACAGCUCGGCAAUGCAGCGGAAGGCCUACCCCAGGUGUAUUAUUUUGGGCCAUGUGGGAAAUACAAUGCCAUGGUACUGGAGCUUCUUGGCCCUAGCUUGGAGGACUUGUUUGACCUCUGUGACCGAACGUUUACUUUGAAGACUGUGUUAAUGAUAGCCAUCCAGUUGAUUUCUCGAAUGGAAUAUGUGCACUCAAAGAACCUCAUUUAUCGAGAUGUCAAGCCAGAGAACUUCCUCAUUGGCCGACAAGGCAACAAGAAGGAACAUGUUAUACACAUUAUAGACUUUGGCCUGGCCAAGGAAUACAUUGACCCUGAAACCAAAAAACAUAUACCAUACAGGGAACACAAGAGCUUAACUGGAACAGCAAGAUAUAUGUCCAUCAAUACUCAUCUUGGCAAAGAGCAAAGCCGACGAGAUGAUUUGGAAGCCUUAGGCCAUAUGUUCAUGUAUUUCCUUCGAGGCAGCCUACCCUGGCAAGGACUCAAGGCUGAUACAUUGAAAGAAAGAUAUCAGAAGAUCGGAGACACCAAAAGGAAUACUCCAAUUGAAACUCUCUGUGAGAACUUUCCAGAGGAGAUGGCAACAUACCUUCGAUAUGUCAGGCGAUUAGAUUUCUUUGAGAAACCAGACUAUGAUUACUUACGGACACUCUUUACAGAGCUCUUUGAAAGAAAAGGCUACACCUUUGACUAUGCCUAUGACUGGGUUGGAAGGCCAAUUCCUACUCCAGUAGGGUCAGUUCAUGUAGAUUCUGGUACAUCUGCAAUAACCAGAGAAAGCCACACACACAGGGAACGGCCAUCACAACAACAACCUCUUCGAAACCAGAAUGCAUCGACAGAUCGUCGAGGAGAGUGGGAAAUCCAGCCCAGCCGGCAGACAAAUACCUCGUACCUGACAUCUCACUUGGCUGCAGACCGGCAUGGGGGAUCAGUGCAGGUGGUGAGCUCAACAAAUGGAGAGCUGAACGUUGAUGACCCAACAGGGGCACACUCCAAUGCACCCAUCACAGCGCAUGCCGAGGUGGAGGUAGUGGAGGAAGCUAACUGCCUGAAAAUGCUCAACUUGUGGUGCUGCUGUUUCUUUAAGAGGAAAAGGAAGAAGACUGCCCAGCGCCACAAGUGACCAGUGCCUCCCAGGAGUCCCCUCCCCUCCCCUCCCCCAAGCCCUGGGGACUCUUCAGUUGCACCUGCAGCUCCUGCCAUUGCUUGUUAGAAAGGACUCCUCUCUGGAAGGAGAGUGGAAGAGGAGAGGGUGGAGAUCAAAAACCAAAAAGAGAAGAAAACAGAUGCCCCAAAGGAAGCCAGCAUGGGGUUGGCCAGUGCUGAAUCAGUUCACUGCUUAAUUGCAAGCCCAAGCCAGAGGCUCUUUGUGGGAUCCAGACUUCAGGCGGCUCCAUCACUGCUUGCACUUGGGGCUGCCUAGUUGACUCUCCUUCCCAUUGUUUACAGUGAAGGUGUCAUUCACAAAAACUUGACUACUAUUCUCUUCCUCAGUUUACUCCUGUGCUCUGCCUUUCCUUCCUCCAAUGAAAAGACUAAUAAGUAAAGGCUUUAUAUUCUAAAGGUAGGCUGAGAGGACCUUUCCCAGACAGGGUGGGCAGCUAACGAGUGGGAGAAAGGCAAGCCUGGAGUUGGAGAAAGAUUUCCUCUACCUUCCAGGCUCCCAUCAACAGAAUUCUUCUUUUUAUUCAUCUGUGCUGCCACCGAUCCCUGUUCCAGCCAUGGGUUGCUGGUUCCUUCCCUGUUUCCCUCUCUACUUGUGAUGCUACUACACUCGAGCAUACAAGCUGUGAGAAAUUUGCAAUCUACUGUCCCUAUAGAGUUGGUGUUCUUGGCUUUCUUGAUGAACAAGUGCUAUUCUCCAAACAGUAACAGGACAGUGCAAAUUAUUUUGGAAAAAGAAAAAUUGACCUUAUUGCACUUUUAAUUUUUUAAUAACAUGGCAGAUGCAUAUUGUGUCUGGUUAUUUUGGGGUUUUACUUUUUCUUUGUGGAGGGAGUGGGGCUAGUGCAGCCACUGAGGGAGAAACAUGGGUCCAGAGGACAUUCUCAACACAAGGAUCUUGGUCUUCAGUACUCAGAAAAAAAGAAGCCAAACCUCAAGCCAUCUGAAUCAUCUCACUCAGAUGGGCAAGGUCUGUAAGGAGCCAUACUUGAAUUUCCAGUCCUACUCUUCAGCUGUCGAAUAUCCCUCCCAGAGCCUCAUGACCUGACAGUUCAGAGGCCCUCGCUUGUGUGCACAUAAGACAAGCUAGGUUGGACCGAAGAGUAACUUCGGCUAGAUGAAUUAUCAUAAGAGAAGCAGAUGAUCAACCAAGAAAUCAAAAAUGUUGUGCUUCUCACACAGCAUGGGUCCUAUCUGGCUAGAUAACUGUGACUUUUCAGAAGACAUUGGGGUAAAAUUGAAACAAGCACUACCACCCAUUUCUGUGGAGAAAAAAAAAGAGGAAGAAAGCCAGCAUGGCAAGGAGUGGACUUGUUCUUUGCCUUCUGACUGUGGGAUGAAACUGAGGAUGUUUGUCAGCAGCUGAAACAAAGCCUGGAGUAGACCAUGUCUGCUUACCAGACUGCCCUUGCAGCUAGACUGUAGACCAUGUGAUCUGCCUAACAUAGCUAAGCUUAUGUAGAUCUCUUCUAAGAAGGUCAAUAAACCUAGCUAUCAGCAAGAAACAGUGUUGAGAAAUGGAACACUGGAAUAAAUGGUUUAAGGCAAGAUCACUUGGUUCUGGAAAACCUUGGGGAAAAGGGAACUGUAGGGAAAGAUUUUAAAUCAGUUUGUCAAUAUAUAGCAGGGAUAACUGUAAGAUGGGUGGGGACAGUGAGCCUAGACAGGUGACAGAGAACUCCUUCAAGUAGAACAAUGAAGAAACUAGGUCUCCUUCCACCUGAAAUACUCUGCACACCAUCAUUUCAUGCUGACACACCACUGGGAAGGGGCUCAACUCUUCCACUUCCUGCGUGAACAGGGCAUAAUCUAGAUUUAGUAUUUUCAUUCUAGAUUUUCAUUGGAAUUCAGUGGCUUGACCAGAGAAUGAUAAAAAAAAAAUUGAUAAGAUUCUGGCCUAGCAUCCUAGCUUAUUGAUUGACAGAGGGCAGAGGAAUUAUCAUUAUCAGGGAAGGGUCUUAUUUGGGGGAGGAUGAUGGGGAAAGAAGUAUUCUCCUAUCUUAGUCUCUUACUUGCAGAAGAGCUAGAGUGAGCUCUCUAUGAAGGAAGGUGGCGUCCCUUGGCUUUAUGAUUUUGUCACAUGAAAAUCCUGGUCUCCAAAUUUUGGGGUGUACCUUCAAACUUACAGGUGUAGAGAUAGUUUCUAGUAGUUAGCCAUUUUCUGCUACCAAGUCUCUCGUUGCCUUACUUGAAUGGAGCAGAAGCAGUGCUGGCUAGAGCCAUAGUGGGGCUUCAGCUGCCCCAGGAAGACCUGGGCUGGGAGUUUAGCUUCACUGACUUUUUAUUUGUGUAGCUCAAAUAAUUGUGAUUUUUCUUUUUGUUUAUUUAGCAAGAAAUCUAUCUGUUAUGUGAAAUGCAGUGGUAGGGAGGCUCCCUGUUUCCUCCAUACCCCCCAGAAGACUUUGAAUGUUUGGGACUUCACUUCCUUGCCCUGUUCCCUGGUGGUUAUGCCCCAAUUUAUAAGACUUAAAUGGCUUUGUGCUGAUUUUGAAUUGGUGCAUAUGCAAUUCCUUAACUACUCCUUCCUUAUCCCUUCCCAAAGAAGGGCCUGCCAAAAGGCACCCAGGAGAAUUCUAGAAAAAGGGGCACAUCCUAGAAGAGCCUGGUGUGACCUGGCAAUCUCAACCCUAACCAAGUGCCUCUCACCAAAAAAAAAGUAAAGGCAGUGUCCCAGCCUUGCCUGGCCACCAGGUAAACCCUCCUGCAGAUGUGUCUAUGGUUUUUCUUGGGUCUUACAUUUUUUUUUUUGAAGGGAUAGCUCUUGAAGGGUGGGAUUUGAGUAGAUGGAGGGGUUCCUUCCCAAUGAUCUAUUCCUCUGAUGCCCUCUGAAGAUUUAGCUUUCAUGAAAGAGGUGUAGAAAUGAGGAGCCAGAUCCCCAGCAUCUUGAUAAUGUUUUCUGCCUGCCUAGGGUCUUUGCUUCAGUGGGGUCACAGCACCGUCGCUCAGAAGAAGCAACUAGCCUCAGAAGUUUCAGGGUCUUCUGAUUAAAAACAAACAAACAAAAAAACGGACUUAUAGGAGACCUGCAUCCAGUGAAUAUUAGGAACAACCUUCCCUGCAUAGCUAGAGAAAGGGUUCCCAGAGACAAGUUAGCAGACAGCUACACCUCUACUUGUAAAAUAGGGCUUCCUUUCAUUCUAUCCCCGUGAUUGCCUAACAAUGUGACCUCUAGGGAGACAAUUCCAAAACUUUGCAGUGAUGAUUUUACUCUAAUUCCAUACUUCAGUAAUCCAAAUUCUAAAUAAGUCGUAAUUGAUCUUGGCCAUCAAGGAUUGAUAAAAAAAAAUAUUCAUCCUUAGAUAAAUUUAAGUUCAGGAAGCUCCCAUUGUUUACUUCAGCUGACCCUAUACUAUACUGUUGAAACUCACCUAAGCAUAUGCAGAUUGUUGUUAGUUACAUCCUAAAUAGAUGGAGGUCAUACUGGGAUUCCAUCAUCAUCUUUCCUAGUCCUAAACUCCCUGGCUAUACCUGUUGACCCCAAAGAGGCUUCAAUUGUCGUGUCUGAAUCAGGUAAAUGGCCCUGUCAUUGGUUUGGCCAGCAGAGUAUUUUCCCCAUGUUAGCAGGGCAGAGUUAGGAACUGUGUUGUAGCCUAAGUAUGAAAAAAUCGUUCCAUCACUGCUAGUCCGGUCUCCAGAUCUGCUCUGGGGCUUCCCACGGAUCAGGCAGAUUUUUAUUUCAGAGUGCCAGAUGAGGUGAGAUUCCCCGAACUAGAGCCCAAGAGACUGAGCAGCUUUUCCCUCUAGCAGUCAGCUUGCCUUUGUAAUGGCUUCAGGGAACACUAUCUGGCUGCUUUCUGUCAGUUGGGGCCAAGGAAAGGGUGAGUGCUUGUGCUGGGGGGAAGGGGUGGGAAGAGGGGACUAAUUUUCUGCCUGCUUUAGGCUCCCAUAGAGAACUGACUAAUGCAGGGGCAGGUAAAACAACAGCUUCAAUAGACAGCCGUUAUGGGGAGGAUUCCAGCAUGUGAGUAGUGAUUGCUUAUUUAUUCUCAGUAUACUUGAAAAUGCAUUAAAGCAUCUGCUGCCCAUUAGCCAGAAAAGGUAUCUCCCUUUAAAGCAGCUUCCAAUAUAGCUAAAUGGAAAAGUACAUAUAAUGCUCAUUCAGUGUUGAUUCUCAGUGUUAGUAACUGCUUUUUAACACCAAGAAUAUGCAGCACUUGGAACAUUACUUCAAAGUGGUUACUAAGGAUCACAGCCUUAAUUUUUUUUUAAAUGUUAAGACAUAACCCCUCCUUGCCCAGUGAGCAUGGCAUGCAUUUCUUAAAAGCACUGCUUCCAAUAGAAUAUCUCUCAAGAGGAACUUGCCUUUUUUUUUCCCCUCCCUUAAUGUACCUCUAUGCCUAGGCAUGCAUAUACUCUAGCCCUCCUUUGUUACUCUCCUGCUAGCCAUUUUUUCUUGGCCUCUCCUUUUCCUGCAUUUAAGCCAGUUUUCCAUACCAGGUUAGCCAGCCUGAAUAGUAUCCAAUGUCAGAUGGAUGAUGGGCCUGGGUUCAAAGCAUGUGAUGCAGCCUUUGGGAAGCAGUUAGAAUCCACCAUGGCCAUUACUGCCUCCUGGGCUGCUACUACUGCUGCUGCUGCUGCUGCUGCUACUGUCAGUUACAAUUUGACCCUCAAGGGGAUCAUUUCAUUCCCAAGGUGAAUAUGACCAAGCCUAGGAGUCCAGAGUUGGAAUGAUUGCCUUGGUCUCCCUUUCUGCCAUCAGUGUGUGCUUUAAAAACAAAGAAACAAAAGGCACUGCCUUGAAGGAAGCUGCUUUUCCAUAGAGAAACCCGGGCUCAGCCACCUGCACACAAGCCUUAUGGAUGGCUCCUAGGUCCCAGCCCCUAGGGUCUUCACCAAGAAGGAUCAGUUAGGAAUCUGAAGUAUGAUUACUUUGGUUUUUAUUUUAUUGUUGCUUUUGUUUAAAGGAAAGGAAAAUGUGGCCCUUUUGAGGGUACUUGAAGUUUUGAGCAGUGUUUUAACCACAAAGUAGGAAUUUCAAUGUACUUGACUAAUUAAGCAGUCUUAAAACAUUGGUAUGUUUUCCUUAACUCCAUUUCCAGGUAACUGAGUGCAAAAGAACUGGUUUCUUAGUUGUACUCAAAACAGUAGAUAGAUUUAAAUUCCACUGAAUAUAGACAGUGGAAAGCAUAUUUUCCCCAAUCCACCAGGAAAUCCACUCCAGUAUUUGUGUAUAGAUCAGCCUAUGGAGGAAAAAGUGAAUGUGUAUUUCAUGUAUUUCUAGUUUGAUUUACCAAACUUAUUGUUAUAAAGAAACCUCAGUUAUCUAAACAAGAUGUUUUUUUCUUUCACUCCGGUAAAAUUUCUGAUACCAUCAUUAUCUGCAAGGUGUCACAUUAGAGAGGUGUCCCUGGUAGUAUAUGGGGGUGGUUUGUAAUCACCUUACUAACAAAUAAUUACCAGGAAUGUGGUGAUCUUGACAGUCAGCUUUCUUCUCUCCCACCCCUCCACUGUGCACGUGACUUUUUCUUUUUCAGUGUUCCUCUUCUUGAGCUCUAGACCAAAUCCCAGGUCAUCUCUUGCACAGAAAGCCUUUAAAAGGUUUGUCAGUCUGUUAGGAAUGUCUCAGGAAAAUGAGCCAUUUCUUUGGGGGUAAGGGUUGGAAUUAUAUACUGACAUGUGUUUGUAUAUAUGUUUUUCUUAACCCUACCUACUUACAGCUCAAGCUGCUCUAAACUGUAUUCCUGAGUAUUCUUGGAAGAAAAUAAAUGACAAAUUAGUGCAGUGUGCUGAUCCUGGUAAAGAUUCUCAUUUGUCGAAAGAAAGAAGAGUAACAGUAGAAAAUAUGUAGAUGAUACCAAAAAAUAUUCUAACCCCCAAUGGAAAAUAAUAUUAAGUCACAAAUUCCCACUGGAUAUAUUGCAAGCUAUAAUUUAUUAUAUUAUUAUUUUGUCUAUUUCUUUAAACCUUUGCCCUUAUACUUUCAAGACGGGAUGUUGGGGAUAUCGAUUGCAACUUUUUUUUUACUGUAAAAUGUAUAAAUCAGCUGUGGAAAUCAUUUUUUAAAUUGAUAUUGCGUGGAUGUGUCUGAUUCUUGUUAAAUGCCUUUUUGAGUUUUUUAUCUUUUAUUUGAAAUAUGUAAUGCAAUAUUUUAUUCAUAAAACCCUGGCACUGGUCUCAAAGCUCAGCUGUGAAAAUGAAACUUGUAGUAUUUUUUAACAUGAAUGUCAAUUUAAAGUGUAUUUGAAAUGGUUCUACCGGGAUAAGGGCUUAUAUACCACGGGGAAAAGCUCCUCUGAGGGGGAGUGGCUUUCUUUGGAGAACAUGGGUCCUGAUAUCUUUGUCUCUGAAUUGCCCAUUUCCUAGGGCAGCAGGAGAAACACAAAUGUGAUCUUAAAAGUACACCUCUUCCCCACUUUUGGGAGGGGAAGGGACUCAGUUUGCACCCUUUUUGUAUGUAAAAUAAAAUGUCUUACCUUUCA